AUGGACAAGAAGAAGGUGGCAGUGCCAUUAGUGUGCCAUGGACAUUCACGUCCUGUUGUGGAUUUGUUUUACAGUCCUAUCACUCCUGAUGGCUUCUUUCUCAUUAGUGCUAGCAAGGAUUCUAGUCCAAUGUUGAGAAAUGGGGAGACUGGUGAUUGGAUUGGAACCUUUGAAGGGCACAAAGGUGCAGUGUGGAGUUGCUGCCUGGACACUAAUGCUUUGCGUGCAGCAUCUGGCUCUGCUGAUUUUUCUGCGAAAUUGUGGGAUGCAUUGACAGGUGAUGAAUUACACUCUUUUGAGCAUAAGCAUAUUGUUCGAGCAUGCUCAUUUUCAGAGGAUACUCACCUUCUACUUACUGGUGGAUUCGAGAAAAUUCUCCGUAUAUUUGAUUUGAAUCGUCCAGAUGCACCCCCAAGAGAAGUUGACAAUUCACCAGGUUCAAUUAGAACUGUUGCGUGGCUUCACAGUGAUCAGACCAUAUUAAGUUCUUGUACUGAUAUCGGUGGUGUGAGGUUAUGGGACAUACGAAGUGGCAAAAUUGUUCAAACACUUGAAACAAAGUCACCUGUAACAAGUGCUGAAGUGAGUCAGGAUGGUCGCUAUAUAACUACUGCUGAUGGAUCUACGGUUAAAUUUUGGGAUGCAAAUCAUUUUGGACUGGUGAAAUGCUAUGACAUGCCAUGCAAUGUGGAAUCAGCUUCAUUGGAACCAAAAUUUGGUAAUAAGUUUGUUGCAGGAGGAGAAGAUAUGUGGAUCCAUGUCUAUGAUUUCCAUACAGGAGAACAGAUUGGAUGCAACAAGGGUCACCAUGGUCCUGUUCAUUGCCUACGAUUCUCCCCUGGAGGAGAAUCUUAUGCAUCAGGAUCCGAAGAUGGAACCAUCAGAAUAUGGCAACUGGGCCCUGCAAAUCAUGAUGAGAAUGAUUCUCUUCCUGGGAAUGGACCAACUGGGAAAGUGAAGGUUUCAGCUGAAGACGUUGCCCAAAAGAUCGAGGGCUUUCAUAUCAACAAAGAAGGGAAAACUACUGAGAAGGAUAAGGCAACAGAUACCUGA
This is a messenger RNA of Dovyalis caffra, 1053 nucleotides long. Lineage: Eukaryota; Viridiplantae; Streptophyta; Magnoliopsida; Malpighiales; Salicaceae. The record is from the annotation of a GenBank genome assembly.